This is a messenger RNA of Microthlaspi erraticum, 2277 nucleotides long. The record is from the annotation of a GenBank genome assembly. NCBI's taxonomy places the organism in Eukaryota, Viridiplantae, Streptophyta, Magnoliopsida, Brassicales, Brassicaceae.
AUGGCGAGUUGCUUCAGCUACGUUUCCUCUCGUAACAAAUGUUACCAACACAGCUUCUCUCGCGCCGGUCUCCGAUCAUCCACCUCCGAUCUCGGCGAGGGCACCGUCGUCCACUGCUGGGUCCCACAGACCCACCUCGACUCCAAGCCCACUCUCCUCCUUCUCCACGGCAUCGGAGCUAACGCCAUGUGGCAGUGGAACAAGUUCAUCGACAAAUUCAUCCCCCGCUUCAACGUCUACGUCCCCGACCUCAUCUUCUUCGGCGACUCGCACACGACUCGCCUCGACCGGUCCGAGUCGUUCCAGGCGAGUUGCGUCAUGAAGGCGAUGGACGGCCACGGCGUCCAGACCAUGACAGUGGCCGGUCUCAGCUACGGCGGAUUCGUGGCCUACUCCAUGGCGGCGCAGUUUAAGGAGAGGGUUGAUCGGGUUGUGCUAAUAUCCGCCGGUGUUGCUCUGGAGGAGAAAGACAUGGAGGAAGGGAUGUUUCAAGUGAAUAACACGGAGGAGGCGGCGGAAGUUCUGUUCCCUCAGACUCCGUCCAUGCUCCGGCGACUUCUCCAGCUAACUUUCUACAGGCCUCCCAUUUGGAUCCCUUCUUGCUUUGCCAAGGACUACAUUCAUGUGAUGUGCGGAGAUUAUCUUCAAGAAAGGAGAGAACUUGUGGAAACUUUACACAAGGGUAGGAGAUUCGAAAAUCUUCCAAAGAUAACACAGCCUACAUUGAUGAUAUGGGGAGAGGAAGACCAAGUUUUUCCAGUGGAAUUGGCAUAUAGAUUGCAAAGAUACUUAGGGGAAGACAGAGCAGAACUAGUGCUGCUGAAGAAGACAGGACAUGCGGUUAAUGAAGAGAGACCAAGGGAGAUGUGCAAAUACAUGAAGUCUUAUCUUUUCACAGACGAAACGAUUCCUCCAAAUGCUAAUAGGAGUGAAAUGGCGCUUAUACAAUUUGGAAGCUCAAGUGUUGCUCAAUGGGGGAUUCUUCGUCCUCAGUUUGCAGUAAAAGCUUCUUAUUAUCCAAGCAGAUUGGAAUCUCACCAAGACAACAAUUCCUUCAGCCAAAUCAAUUGUUUGGGAGCUUCAAGGUCGAGUAUGUUCUCAAAUGGCUCCUUGCCCUUCUUGUCCCUGCCAGGACAAUCCCGGAAUACACAUUCUCGUAGAGGAGCUCGCUUCACUGUUAGAGCUGAUACUGAUUUCUAUUCUGUCCUUGGUGUCUCGAAAAACUCAACCAAAGCUGAGAUUAAAAGCGCUUAUCGGAAGCUAGCUAGGAGUUACCAUCCGGACGUGAACAAGGAUGCUGGUGCAGAAGAUAAAUUCAAAGAAAUUAGUAAUGCUUAUGAGAUCUUAUCAGAUGAUGAGAAAAGAUCUCUAUACGACAGAUAUGGCGAGGCAGGAGUUAAAGGCGCUGGAAUGGGAGGCAUGGGGGAUUACAGCAAUCCGUUUGAUCUGUUUGAGUCACUAUUCGAAGGAAUGGGAGGAAUGGGAGGUGGAAUGGGUAACAGUAGAGGUUCAAGAAGCAGAGCUAUGGACGGUGAAGACGAGUAUUACUCUCUAAUCUUGGAUUUCAAAGAAGCUGUUUUCGGUAUCGAGAAAGAGAUUGAGAUAUCUCGUCUAGAGAGCUGCGGGACUUGCAAUGGCUCAGGUGCAAAAGCAGGAACCAAACCUACCAAAUGCAAAACCUGCGGUGGUCAAGGACAGGUGGUAGCAUCGACGAGGACACCACUCGGCGUAUUCCAACAAGUCAUGACUUGCUCUCCCUGUAACGGCACAGGAGAGAUUUCAAAACCAUGCAGUGCUUGCUCAGGAGACGGACGCUUGAGAAGGACGAAACGGAUCAGUCUUAAGGUUCCUGCUGGUGUGGAUUCCGGUAGCAGGUUGAGAGUGAGAGGAGAAGGGAAUGCAGGGAAGAGAGGAGGAUCAUCUGGAGAUCUGUUCGCUGUUAUUGAGGUGAUUCCUGAUCCGAUCUUGAAGCGGGAUGAUACGAACAUACUCUACACUUGCAAGAUAUCGUAUGUGGAUGCGAUCUUGGGGACGACUUUGAAGGUUCCGACUGUUGAUGGGAUGGUGGAUUUGAAAGUACCGGCGGGGACACAGCCGAGCACGACGCUGGUGAUGGCGAAGAAGGGAGUUCCGGUUUUGAAUAAGAGUAAGAUGAGAGGUGAUCAGUUGGUGAGAGUGCAGGUUGAGAUUCCAAAGAGGUUGAGUAAAGAGGAGAAGGUACUUGUUGAGGAACUUGCUGAUAUGAGCAAGAACAAGGUAGCUAAUAGCAGGAGAUAA